AUGGAUAAACAAAUUGUCAAUGGUUUCUCAUCUAAUGAACUGCAAGAAUUAUUUCAUAAAGCUCAUUUGGCUAAGCAUAGAGCUCAUUGUCCCUACUCACAAUUUCGAGUAGGAGCUGCUUUAUUGACAACAACAGGCAAAAUUUAUACCGGAUGUAACGUUGAAAAUGCGGCAUAUCCAUUAUCGACUUGUGCUGAACGAACAGCAGUUGUAAAAGCUGUAUCUGAUGGUGAAAAAUCUUUUAAAAAAAUUGCCAUUACAUCUGAUGUUGAAAUUGGUUUUACUGGUCCAUGUGGUUCGUGUCGGCAAACAUUAGCUGAAUUCGGUCUGGACAUGGAUAUUUAUCUUAUAAGUCCAAACAAUGAAGCAAAGAUGUAUACACUUCGGGAUUUAUUACCCAUCGCUUUUACACCUCAAGACCUUCAAAAACCUCGUGCAAGCCAUGAUAUAAUACUUUGA
Molecule: messenger RNA, 459 nt
Organism: Rotaria socialis
Lineage: Eukaryota; Metazoa; Rotifera; Eurotatoria; Philodinida; Philodinidae
Source: the annotation of a GenBank genome assembly